Parnassius apollo (apollo) is the source of this 363-nucleotide messenger RNA. The record is from the annotation of a GenBank genome assembly. NCBI's taxonomy places the organism in Eukaryota, Metazoa, Arthropoda, Insecta, Lepidoptera, Papilionidae.
AUGACCGAGGAUAAUAAAGCAAAAUGGAAAUGUGACCAAUGCUUCUCGAAUGCGCGAAACAAUUUGUCAGUAAAUAUUCCUACAAAUUACUCGUUCGAGAUCUUAACUGACGAUGAAAACUCUGAUAUACUGACCAUAUUAACGCAAAAUAGCAAAACUAAUAGCUGCCCAGAUUUGAAAAAGUUAAACGUGGAAAAUAGAAUAGAAAAUCUUGAGACACAAAAUCGAGAACUAAAAGAAAAACUACAAAUUGCUGAAGCAGAAAUAGAAAAUAUUCUAUUAGAAAAUACCUUAAAAAAAUACCACUAUCAGAAAAACCAGAAAGAGUAUGAACAAACCAGUCUUGAAUUUUCUGGAAGAUGA